Molecule: messenger RNA, 2824 nt
Organism: Podarcis raffonei (Aeolian wall lizard)
Lineage: Eukaryota; Metazoa; Chordata; Lepidosauria; Squamata; Lacertidae
Gene: ZDHHC23
Product: zinc finger DHHC-type palmitoyltransferase 23
Exons: 4
Coding region: 276-2132 (618 amino acids)
Biological process (GO): peptidyl-L-cysteine S-palmitoylation; protein targeting to membrane
Cellular component (GO): endoplasmic reticulum; Golgi apparatus
Molecular function (GO): protein-cysteine S-palmitoyltransferase activity
Source: RefSeq, a predicted model, not a curated record
UUCUUUCUCGCCCUUUCCUCCGCCUUUACUGAGCUGCUUCCCGAAGCCCCAUCCAAACUUCGAAGGCGCGGCUUUUUUCUUCCUUACAGCGACGGAACUUCUGGUGCUCACAAGUGCUUUUUUUUCUCCUCCGCUCCCCCCGCGGGCAUUGGGCAGGGCUCCGUGACGUCACGGGAGGAUGGGAAGAGGCCGGCGUGCCAAGGAAGCCGGAAGCUAGGAAAACUUCAGGUCGCGCGGCGAGGUCGCUUAGGGGAGAACAGCAGAGCGCGCCUUGGAUGCAAGGCGGGGGCAGGAGGGAGAGAAAAGGGAGGCGGAGCCUGCAGAGAUUCCAACCAAUCCUCGUUGGCCAAGGAGGAGCACGUUGGGUUUGGGAGCUGCUCCUCCCCCCCGCCCAACAAGAAUUCCUUUUUUUGCACCUUGAUAGCCGGGAAGUUAGAACGCGAGGAGAAGUCACUGGAUGCGCAUCGGUUGCAAACGGGCGGAGGAGACCUAGGUACCCGGGUGGAGGCGAAGCAAGUUGCAGGAAGGGAAGAACCUCGCUGCCGCCUGGCGCUUGGUUACAGGUGUCAGGUGGAGUCAGGAGGGAAAUCGCUGCGCGCCUCUCCCCUUUCGUUUCCUCCUGUCCCUUGGGUUUGCAAAAGGCUCUUUGCUGUCGCCUUGCCCCUUUGCCUUCGCAGCUCGUUUGCAAAAGUCCUCUUUGGGUUACUGGCUUUAAUGAGAACUUCCCCUGGAGUUCCCUGCCCUUUGCAUGCUGCGAGAGAGGUUCCCCGCGCCUCUUUUUUCCCUGCCCUCCGGUCUUUGCGAGGGCGGGAGGGGCCAUUGCUGCUGCUGCUGCUGCCACCAUGAAACGUGGGAGGAAGAAAGUUAGAGGCCCGGAGGUGGAGGAUACCCUCUGCUGCUGCGAGUAUCUGGAUCGGAAGGGCCAGAGGAGCCACCUGGCGGCGUGUUUCUGCGAGUGCGAGGACCUCGACGAGGGCUGUGAAAGGUGGCUGACUUGCAGAUCUUUGCCCCCGGGAACUCUAGAGAGAAUUGCAGACACCGUCACAGACCGCUUUCGCCUCCCGUGGCUUAGGGGGGCUGUAAAGGUCGAUAUCAGCCUCCUCCCGCCAAUCAUCCUGUUGCCUGUCUUCCUUCACAUAGCAGCUUUGCACCUCCUCUUGGCUCUUGUCAUCCUGAUAUCACUUCCUGUACUGGUGCUGUGGUAUUACUACCUCACACACAGGAAGAAGGGCCAGACUCUCUUCUUCUUGAGUCUAGGGCUGUUCUCCUUAGGCUACAUGUACUACGUGUUCCUCCAAGAGGUGGUACCCCGGGGCCACGUGAGCACCAGCCAGGUGAUCCUUCUCACCUGCGGCUUAAUCCUCAUGCUGGUGGCCCUGUCUCAAGCCAAGAGAGACCCUGGCUACCUUCCCUGCCAAACGAGCAGUGACAAAUCUCUUUGCCAAGGUGGCAACAUCAACAAUAACAACAUCUCAAACAGGAAUGACCUGGAGAGCUCCAAGGGGCUUUACACAGCAGCUGUGCCUGACAUUGCAAUGAACAGUUACACUGAGGGCUAUGCCAGUGUGUUGGAAGCAGGGACAGGUGGGAUCACGGAGGACUGGUGCACCAAGUGUCACUUGGUUAGGCCAGCCCGAGCUGGGCACUGCCGGAUAUGUGGCAGGUGUGUGAAGAGACUGGAUCAUCACUGUGUCUGGAUUAACAGCUGUGUUGGGGAACAGAACCACCAAGCCUUUAUCCUUGCACUCUCCCUUUUUCUGCUCACGUCAGUGUAUGGGAUUUCUCUGACUCUGGACACCAUCUGUAGGGGGAAGGCUACCAUCAAGGCACUCUUCUACUGUCCUGGUGUGUAUGGAGACUACAGUUCUGCCCUUUCGUUCACCUGUGUGUGGUACUGUACCAUUGUAACUUCCGGCAUGGGCUACAUCCUUCUCAUCCAGCUUUUGAACAUCAGCUACAACGUGACGGAGAGGGAAGCUCGAAUUGCUUUGAAGGAGAACACUGGGCGGAGGCUGUUAUGGGGCAUGGUGGUUGACACAGGCCAGUACCAUCGGGGCAUUCUGCACAAUUGGAUCCAGUUCUUGACCUUGCGCUCAGCCGAUCUGCAGUGCUCCACUGAAGACAUUGUAUGAAAGCAGCUUCCUAUCAAUCACAUUUAGUUAACUGAUCAUCCACACCUGAAGUCAUUAAGGGGACAGGUAGUUCUCAUCUCUUAAGCCAUAUUUUAAGAGCAACGUUUUCUCAGAAACACGCGAUAUUCCAAAUGCUGGGCAUGAAUGACCUGGUUAUGGGGGUGCCUAUGUAUGUUAGCCUCUUAAGUGCUCACCUGCUUAGCCACAGCCGGCUACCAGUUUUGGAUUAGCGUCUCAGUCUACAGUUCUAUGCGCUUGUGCCAAUGGACUGUGUACAUAGCUGUUUACAAGGAUUAUACACAUUAACUGUCAGGAACAUUCCUGACAUUAACCUGGCAAAGAGGUCGCUGCUGUUGGGUUACGGUGCUGAAGAGGUAGUGUAUUUUUUCAUUCUAGAGGUUUGGGAAACUUCGUGUGCUUGUGCGGACUAAUCUUAAUGUACCACAAGGAAGUUCAUCUAGCCAUGAGCUUUAAUUUUGUGCUUGUCAAUGGUGAUGUUGGCCAUGGGUGGCAUCAAAAAGGGGGCUGCUCUGCACUUCCACCCCCAUGCAGAAAAAGAGCAAAAUAGCAACAACCUCCCAAAACCAACAAAUGAUGUUACUUUUCCACACAUACACACCCCAACUCUUUGCUUCAGUGGUUCUACUGAGUGCCUUUGUGAGACGUUUUCUUUGGAGCUGUGAUUUGUGAGA